GCUCUGCAGAACUGCUGGAGCUGUUCUCGGUAGAUCCGAGAUCCGGAAUAAACAUCACCAAUUUUCCCACCAACAAAAGUUCGAUAGUCCAACUCUGCAAACAACAAUUCACUUCUUCCCUCGUUAAUUAAACAGUGAUUAGUAACGCAUUCUAGACAGUUACGAAGUUCCUGUGACUAGAAACAGUUUAUCGUAGAAAAGAAGAGGAGAAACAGUGUUUAAGACUUAUUGAGAUUUAGGGUUUGUUGGUUGGGUCAAAUAGUGAAAGUAUGUAAUUUUCAUGAAAAGAUGGAAUAAAAUAUUCAGCAGGUUAAAGUGACACCCAUUCAGCCUACAACACACGCAUACACACAUGUGCACAUAUUCUCAGUCAGUCUCACAAUAGAUCGCUCGAAUUUGGGAGUCGAUCAAUGUAUUGGAUUUUGAUUAAUCUUUACCAAAACCGACCAAAGUUACAAUGCUAACGGUGGACAAUGGCCAUAUUUUGUAUGACUUGACCAAUUUUAGCUACCCUGCUAAUACUGCUGAACUUGCAGCCUGACUAUGACUGCCUGGGCUAUGUAGAAAUGGGAGAAAGUCAAACUUUAUUAACCCGUAAAAUGACGAAGCCAGUACGAAGAAACAGAGUUUUGUUAAUAAGUGGAACGAUCGUUAUGAAGGAUGAGGUGGCACGCUUGGAGAGAAUUGUUGGGUAUGACCGCCAGAACGUUACAAUCUUCGAGUUGUGUUUUCUGCCCCCCUUUCAGAAACAAUUCUGUUCUUUGUGUCGUCAAUGUUGUCCUACUUUCGAAGAAUGAUGAUUCGGAGUGGGAUGAAAUGGAAGCGGGUCGUUCUUUUACUCUCAAUUGUCCUCAUGGGCUUCGUCUUCGUUCUCUCGUCAAGGUCACGGGGACUCCACACGGACGUGUUCCAGUUUUCAGACAACAGUGUCGUCAGUAACAUUAUGAAAGCCAUUCAACCCUCAACACGGGCUGUCGUUUUGCCUGACAAUGAUACUGCUUACGUGCAGCCAGAAGAGUCCAAGUCGUGUCAAGAUUCGGGAAACAGGCAAUUUCUCUUGUUUAUGUUCACGUCAGCCCCAAAAAAUUUUGAAAGACGAAAAUCCAUCCGUAUCGUCUUGGACGAACAGCUCACGACAUGGGAGAAAAUAGUGGCCAAAGAGUAUCCUGAAUUCAAAGUUGGUUCAAGUAUCAAAGCGUUGUUUUUCGUCGGUGAUUCAGAGGGAGCUUCGGAAGAGUUUGUGGGUCGACUGACCACUGAAUCCAACGUUAAUGGGGAUAUGAUUUUUGACAACUUUACGGAAUCUUAUCUCAACCUCACCAUCAAAACUUUACGGAUGCUCAAAUGGGUUAAUCGUCAUUGUGGAAAUGUCCGCUACAUGGUUAAGAUUGACGACGACGUCUACUUAAAUACACCCCUCCUUCUUAACUUUCUCCUCGGCUUGGACAUACCCACGGGAGCCAAUCUCAUUGCUGGACAUAAAUACAAAAACAUUAGAAUUGACUCUGAUCCAAGUUCCAAAUGGUACACGCCACAUUUCUUGUGGGUCGCGGGGAGUUUCCCAGACUUUGUUGGAGGCUUCAACUACAUCUUGGGUUCCACAGCUAGGGCUGACUUGUACCAUUCCGCUCUGAACAACCCACUUUUCCAUCUUGAGGACGUCUUUUUAACCGGCAUGGUGAGGGAGAGUCAUCUCAAAGUGGGGGUAGUUGACAUUCCUGAAAUCUAUGUCGGCUGGAAUAUAAAAGACAAAUUUACCACCUUUCCGUGCCAUUUUCUUCACAAUAUUGUCACUAUUCAUUCUUUGACUGCCAGCGAAAUCAAAUGUUACCGACGAAUGGAGGAAUUUUGCCAAAACUUUCCCUUCCUCCCACUCAUCCUCCUAUGCUGAAAAAAGAGCUGAUGUUGCUGCUGAAGUGAAUGGUGUUGAUAAUAAUCUACCUGUGAUACGUCGUACUUUGUCUAAUCAUCACUCAUCUCAUGAUACAACUUGUUCUUCUUAAUAUGCCAUAAUACAUACAAAGUAGUUAUAAUUCGUGUUCCUAAUAUUUACAUUAUUUUUGUCAACUUAAUUGUAGGAUGUGGGGUUUGAAUAUAGCAUUUAGUCGUUUUCAAGAUUAUAUAAUUUUUGCCAUGAACUCUGCUGAUAUGUUUACAAGCAUUUACUGAAUUUAUUUAUUUAAUCGAACUCCCCACUAAUUUGUUAUUGAAUAUUCAAAAUCUUGUUUUAGUUUUUGUACUGAUACAUUUGUGAUGCACCUACUUAAAAAUAAAGUUGUUACAGUUGUUAUGACCUAA
Molecule: messenger RNA, 2298 nt
Organism: Folsomia candida
Lineage: Eukaryota; Metazoa; Arthropoda; Collembola; Entomobryomorpha; Isotomidae
Product: lactosylceramide 1,3-N-acetyl-beta-D-glucosaminyltransferase
Exons: 4
Coding region: 773-1891 (372 amino acids)
Cellular component (GO): membrane
Molecular function (GO): hexosyltransferase activity
Source: RefSeq, a predicted model, not a curated record